AUGAACGGUGUCAAAGAUGAUAAAACACGCCAAAAACAGCUUGCUGCAUUCAUAAGCGGACUGAAUUUGCUACAAACUCUUCUACUUGGUCUGACAACUGGCAAAUAUGCUAUGACGAGGUUCCAACUAGAUUGUGACAAAACAUCUGUAGGUAUAUUUAUCAACAUGACUCAUAACGCAAUGGAACUUGCAAAUAUUAUUGGAAUUACCCUAAUUUUUAUAUACAUUAUAUCCUAUGGAAAACACAUGAAAACAAUCUCAAUAUUCACAAGUUGGCUCCUGUGUGCAGUAAAUGUUGCUCUUCUUCUAAUAUUUAUAUCUGGUGGUGAAGAAGGAUAUGCUACACUCUAUUACUGGACAUUAGUCCUAUCGGCAUUUGUCUACGGAUUAAAUCAAAUUUCAUUCAUGAAGACGUACCCAGACGGGGUUUUAUUCGCAACUGCUGGUGUUUCACUGACAUCGGUUAUGGUAUUUAUCUUUCAUUCUGUAUUUCUAGUCAUAUCAAACUUUCUGAAAAUCAGUGAUUUGAGUUGCUUGCUAAUCCCGUCCCAGAUAUCCAUCAUCAUAAUUUUAUCCGCAAAUUCUGCAAUAUUAUGGACGGUAACGUUUUAUGAUGAAACAGAGACUCAUGACAGAGUGAAUGAAGAGUUUGAUAUAAAAAGUUCUUGGUCCCCAAUUUUAAUGUGUGUUCUAAGUCUCAGUAUUCUCUACGUUUUUUAUCCAGCAAUUGCACCUUAUAAGAUAACCAGUCUACGUGUUGGCUAUAUAAUACAACUAAUUAGUGUGGUCCUAGACCCCUCACCUUCGAUAAUUGUAUGCGUACUGACCAUAUUUGACAUGGGUCCAAAUAAAAGGUGGGAAGGUGUCAAUGCACGAUGGAACUUUGCUUGGUUAGUAGGUCCUACAUAUGUGAUGUCUGCAGUGUUAUUCUUAAUAACUCUUCACUACCCAGGAUCUGCGAUAUCAGAAACUAUCAAAAGUCAACCCAUAGUUGCUGGGUUCCUCGUACUCUUGUUCAAUAUAUCGCGACAAACGUUAAAAUCGGUUGGAGCAGGUGGAGCUGGAUUGCAGGGGAAGGAUAACAAGUCGAAUGGGAAGGUUAUCGGUUUUACCCUUUUAAUAUCUUUGUUCACAAUGGUAGUACUAUCAUUUAUCGGAGACGGUUACCUAAAGACUUACUCAAAAUACGAACAUGAUCUAGACAACUGGCCCACAAAAGGCUUGGGAAUGAUUGACUCAUUCCUAUUCUGGUUGGGAAGCGGAAUAAAGGCAGGUUUCCAGAGCUUGCGGGAAUCAUUUACAAGCGAUAUUACGCGUAACUUUGCACGAUCUUCAAACGUGGUAAUCCGUUCUAUAACGUACAAUCGGGAGGGUUCCUGCAAUUAA
Molecule: messenger RNA, 1386 nt
Organism: Theileria equi strain WA
Lineage: Eukaryota; Apicomplexa; Aconoidasida; Piroplasmida; Theileriidae
Exons: 1
Coding region: 1-1386 (461 amino acids)
Source: RefSeq, a predicted model, not a curated record